ACCGAUUCUAACGGCAGCCGCACGGGCAGACCACUGAACACGAGCGGAAGUCGUCUUGUGUGUGUGUGUGUGUGUGUGUGUGGAACGUGACGCGUCCGGCUCCGCGAGCGCGCGCGCGUACACUCACGUAAUGGUCUGUUUACGUCCAAUCUGUGGAGUCUCUGCUGCUGUGACCUGCUGCAGUUUACUCAACGAAAUGUUCUAGCUGGUUAAAACUCGUGACCGGGGAUGAUAUGAUAUUAUUUUUUGGGGCAUUUUAGACUUAAAUGUCUUUGAGCAGGCGGCGCACAGUGUGACCCACCAAAGGUCACCAUGGAUUAGCUGUAGUUCAGAGGCUUCUCUCCACAGUGUGACUGACAGCAGGAGCUGGGACAAGGGACUUUGGUGCUACUAACGUUAGCUAGCAACGCAACUCAGCUAGACGUUUUGAGUCAGCGUUACUGCUGCGACAGUUGUUGUCUAGCGUUGGCGUUAGCCCUCAGCUGUCGCUGGCUGCUGCUUGCUAAUGUGUAGCUGUAGUUAUUGCCUCCCAGUGGUGGAAAAAGUAUUCAAAUCUUUUAACGGUAAGUUGCAUUAGCAAUACCACAAUGCCAAAUUACUCACUUCAAAGUUAAAGUCCUGCAUUCAAAAAUGUCGGUCAAGUAACAACUCAAUUAUUAGCAUACAAUAUAUAUUUAUUUAUGUAUCUAAAUUGUAAGUAUUGAGAUUGUUUUUAUUAGUUUUCCAUAUGAUUUGCAAGAAGAAAAUCUCACAAAUUGGAAAUACUCAAAUUAAGCACCAAUACAUCUAAACAGUACUGAUGUUCAGUACUUGAAUAUACUUCCAUCUUUGUUUCUCGGGCUUUCUAACUUGUCACACCUAAAAACUAUCCAUUGUUUUUGUCAGCAUGCAACACAGGCUUGAAUCUUAGACACACAUUUAAUGCACACAUAUACACGCACACACUCGCCAAAGGAUGACAGGUACAGUGGCUCUGAUAAAUAUGUGUUGUGACGAUCAUUCAAAACAAAGCUUAUCUAUCUAUUUUAGAUUCCUGGAGUAGUUUGAGAUCCUUGAGAGAUUGUCAGGGCAGCAUGGCUCCCAAAGACAUCAUGACCAACUCCCACGCCAAAUCCAUCCUCAACGCCAUGAACUCACUUCGCAAGAGCAACACGCUCUGUGACAUCACUCUGAGAGUGGAGAACACAGACUUUCCCGCUCACCGGAUCGUCUUGGCCGCCUGCAGUGACUACUUCUGUGCCAUGUUCACCAGUGAGCUUGCAGAGAAGGGGAAGUCUUUUGUGGACAUUCAGGGGCUGACUGCAGCGACUAUGGAGAUCUUGUUGGACUUUGUGUACACAGAGACGGUGCUAGUCACAGUGGAGAACGUACAAGAACUGCUCCCUGCAGCGUGCUUACUGCAGCUCAAAGGCGUGAAACGAGCGUGUUGUGAUUUUUUGGAGGGUCAGCUCGAUCCAACCAACUGCCUGGGUAUUCGGGACUUUGCAGAAACUCACAAUUGCCUCGACCUGAUGCAGGCGGCAGAGCUCUUCUCCCAGAAGCAUUUCUCUGAGGUGGUUCAGCACGAGGAGUACAUGCUGCUCAGCCAGACAGAAGUUGAAAAGCUCAUAAAAUGUGAUGAAAUCCAGGUGGACUCGGAGGAGCCUGUGUUUGAAGCCGUGUUGAACUGGGUCAAACACAACCGGAAAGAGCGAGAGCCCUACCUGCCAGACUUGCUCCAGUUUGUCCGAAUGCCGCUCCUGACCCCCCGCUACAUCACGGAUGUCAUUGAUGCCGAGCCCCUCAUUCGGUGUAGCCUGCCGUGUCGAGACCUUGUUGAUGAAGCCAAGAAAUUCCACUUAAGACCGGAGCUGAGGAGUGAGAUGCAGGGCCCACGCACACAAGCUAGAUUAGGUGCCAAAGAAGUCCUGUUGGUUAUAGGCGGGUUUGGCAGCCAGCAAUCACCAAUAGACAUAGUUGAGAAAUAUGAUCCGAAAACACAAGAAUGGAGCUCCCUUCCUAACAUUGCACGGAAAAGGCGUUACGUCGCCACGGUGUCUCUCCACGACCGAGUGUAUGUGAUCGGAGGCUACGACGGCCGGUCGAGGCUCAGCUCCGUAGAGUGCCUGGACUACACCGCGGACGAGGACGGUGUUUGGUACACCGUCGCCACCAUGAAUGUGCGCCGUGGCCUCGCUGGAGCCACGACACUCGGAGACAUGAUCUAUGUUGCCGGUGGCUUCGAUGGCAGCCGGCGUCACACCAGCAUGGAGCGAUACGACCCAAACAUUGACCAGUGGAGCAUGCUGGGAGAUAUGCAGACAGCUAGAGAAGGAGCUGGUCUAGUGGUGGCAAGUGGACUUAUAUACUGUCUAGGUGGAUAUGAUGGACUAAAUAUCCUGAACUCAGUGGAGCGGUACGACCCGCACACGGGCCACUGGACAAGUGUCACACCUAUGGCCACCAAGCGGUCAGGCGCUGGUGUGGCUUUACUCAACGACCACAUCUAUGUGGUGGGAGGCUUUGAUGGUGUUUCACACCUCGACUCCGUUGAGGUCUACAACAUCAGAACAGACUAUUGGACCACUGUAGCCAGUAUGACGACGCCUCGGUGUUACGUAGGAGCGACCGUCCUCAGAGGACGUCUCUACGCCAUCGCCGGAUAUGAUGGGAACUCUCUCCUCAGCAGCAUUGAAUGUUACGACCCAGUCGUCGACUCCUGGGAGGUCGUCACCUCGAUGGCGACGCAGCGAUGCGACGCAGGCGUCUGUGUUCUACGAGAAAAGUGAUCUUUGCCGAGAACCGCAAGAGGAAAAAGCAGACGGGGGUGGACAGGCAGCUAGACUUUGCUAAAAUGCCACUAAAUACAGAGCCAAACAAAGGGAGAUGUUUGAUCGCCAGUAUGCAAAUAGAUACUCUCAAAAAAGGAGAAUAGGUGCAGCCGUUUGGGCUGCCUUAUCUGACGGACGGUCAACCCUGCGACAGACGGACUGUGCGACAGAGAUCGGGGGAGAGUUCACCUCAAAAGAGGCCUCCGACGAGCCCAUCGCCACUUGCAUGAGUCUUCGGUGGUACUUGUUGCUGUCGUUACCUGUGAGAUUAUUUUUUCAGUUUGUCUUCAAAGUGCAAUAUAUUUCUACUCAUCAGAAACACAGAAAAAGAUGGAGUUGAUGUCGACUCCGGUUGCUGCUAUAUGCCUUAUGACUUUGGCCUCCAUCAACCAGUGAACAUCCGUGUUGCCUCCCAUGUGACUCUGAUGACAGUCACAGCACAUCGGCUUAUUAUCGAGUGUACUCAUUUAGCGUUUGCGAGGUCAUUAAUGGGUCAGUAAUUCAACCCUUUUUGUAAUUCCUUCUGUAAACAGUGCUUUUAGAUCGAAAUCGUUUCAUACAGAAGGUUUAAUACUUAUCGUUGCUCUCAAAAUAUAUAUUUAGAGAUCAAUAUUGUUUUAGAAAAUGACUGAAUUGUACCAGUUGACUUUGAUUAUUUUGUCCCUAAAAGAUCACAAAAGUAAUAAGUAUGAGGUGCAUGUGAUUUUUAUUUUAUUUUUUUUCUUCCUGCGCUUUUAAAUCUGGAAAUGUACGUGUAGGACACGGUGUCCUAACAUCAUUGUUGCCUGGGAAGUGAAUAAACACUGAGAACUGA
Molecule: messenger RNA, 3624 nt
Organism: Anarrhichthys ocellatus (wolf-eel)
Lineage: Eukaryota; Metazoa; Chordata; Actinopteri; Perciformes; Anarhichadidae
Gene: klhl12
Product: kelch-like family member 12
Exons: 12
Coding region: 1074-2768 (564 amino acids)
Biological process (GO): COPII vesicle coat assembly; protein monoubiquitination
Cellular component (GO): COPII-coated ER to Golgi transport vesicle
Molecular function (GO): protein binding
Source: RefSeq, a predicted model, not a curated record